This is a messenger RNA of Raphanus sativus (radish), 2003 nucleotides long. Its product is annotated as O-fucosyltransferase 24. NCBI's taxonomy places the organism in Eukaryota, Viridiplantae, Streptophyta, Magnoliopsida, Brassicales, Brassicaceae. Gene Ontology annotation, cellular component: cytoplasm. The record is from RefSeq and is a predicted model, not a curated record. The coding region runs from base 102 to 1772 and encodes 556 amino acids. The transcript has 6 exons.
GGUUGUACCCGACAAAGACAUUCAUCCUUCUCUGUUCCCGCCCUAACUAAUCUCUCAUCUUUCCUUCUCUCACAGGAAUCAUCUGUUUUAAAAAACUUGUGAUGGGAACAUGGAAGAAGAAAAACAGUAAGAACAAAGUUUGCUACAUAUCAAUCCCAUUCCCAGCUCAGAUCAUAAAGUCAGUUUCUUCAUCGUCUCUUUCAAAGAGGAACACAACAACCAAGUUCUUCUCUCUGUUCCUACGAAACCCAAAGCUCUUUGCUUUCUGUCUCCUCUCACUUUCUGUUUUGGGAAUUUUAUCACGACUUAGUCAUUGUCUUUCUCCUCAAGAAAGUCAACUCCAGAGCUCGGAUUCAACCCGAUCAAACACUACUCAUGCCGACGAUCGAUCUUCAGAUAGGAUUACAAAACCAUCAGUGGCUGUUGUGGGGAAGAAUGAGACCUUUGGUGGUAAAGAUCCAAAGCUGAUCAUCCCCUCUAGACAUGUUUUGGACGAUGAGUUCUGGAAACAGCCUGAUGGGUUAGGAUACAAGCCAUGCCUUGAUUUCAGCGCUGCGUACAGGAGAGAGAGUAGGAAGAUUGUUAGAGAGAGGAGAAAGUAUCUGAUGGUGGUUGUCUCUGGUGGGAUGAACCAGCAGAAGAAUCAGAUUGUGGAUGCAGUUGUGAUCGCCAGGAUUCUUGGUGCUGUUCUUGUCGUCCCAGUAUUGCAAGUCAAUCUCAUCUGGGGUGACGAGAGUGAGUUUUCAGAUAUAUUUGAUUUAGAGAGAUUCAAGAGUGUUUUAGCAAACGAUGUGAAGAUAGUUUCUUUGCUGCCGGCAAAUAAAAUAAUGACUAGACCAACAGAAGAUGGUGGUAUGCCUUUCCACGCCUCUCCUCAAUGGAUCCGUUCACACUAUCUAAAGCGAUUUAACAGGGAUGGAGUUCUGCUUUUAAGGAGAUUGGAUUCAAGAUUGUCUAAAGACUUACCCUCUGAUCUCCAGAAGCUCCGUUGUAAGGUAGCAUUUGAAGCACUGAAGUUUUCACCAAGUGUUAUGGAUAUGGGGAAGAAGCUUGCAGAGAGGAUGAGAAGCAAAGGUCCUUACAUUGCACUUCAUCUUCGGUUGGAGAAAGACGUGUGGGUGAGAACAGGUUGCCUUUCUGGUUUGAGCUCAAAGUAUGAUGAGAUUGCAAGACUAGAAGGGAUUAAGCGGCCUGAGCUCUUAACAGCCAAGUCUAGCAUGACACCUAACGAGAGGAAACUCGCGGGUCUAUGUCCAUUAAAUGCCAAGGAAGUAACAAGGCUGCUUAGAGGACUUGGAGCACCGAGAGAUGCGAGGAUCUAUUGGGCGGGAGGGGAACCUCUUGGUGGAAAGGAAGCUCUGAAACCGUUAACAAGUCAAUUCCCACAUCUUUACAACAAAUACGAUAUUGCAUUGCCACAUGAACUCAAACCUUUCGCAAAACGAGCUUCGAUCAUGGCAGCGAUCGACUAUAUAGUCUGCAAGGAGAGUGAUGUGUUCAUGGCAUCUCACGGAGGGAACAUGGGCCGCGCGAUUCAGGGUCAUAGAGCUUAUGAAGGACACAGAAAGCUUAUCACACCGAACAAAAGGCAAAUGCUCCCAUACUUUUUGAACACAUCAAUGACUGAAACAGAGUUUGAGAAGAUGAUAAAGAAACUACACAGACAGUCUCUAGGACAACCAGAACUGAGGAUUAGCAAAGCUGGAAGAGAUGUUACAAAGUAUCCUGUUCCUGAGUGUAUGUGCAAUAAUCAAACCACUCCCACUAUUUAAACCUUCUAUUUUUUUUGGUUGCACAUAAGAUUGUAAGACAAAUAUGAUUAUUAUCAAUUUUCUAAUGAGCGCUUUUUACUAAUGAAACUAGAGAACCUACUUUUUCAUUAACAAGAUUAUAUUAGGCAAAAGGAAUAAAGAAGCAUCAAAAUUCAUAACCCAAGAGAUUGAACUGAUUUCACAUAGAGGCAGAAACAUAAUGCUUAUUGAACAGAAAAGCUCAAAGUCUUA